GUAGAAGAAGAACAAUCGCUCGGAGACAAUGGGCCACGCUUUCGCUAAAGACACGGUAAACCCGCGCACAGGCCUGGCGUCGAAAGAGACCCGGUUGCUCAAGCAGACCUGGCGAUACUUCUGCGACCACAACCGCAACUUCGGCGCGCUCAUCUUGCACGCGUUCUUCCAGAAGCAGCCCGACACCUUGCACCUGUUCCGGAACUUUCGCGGUAAGCCCAUCCAGAACCUGCCAGAAGACAUGUUGUUCAGGACGCACGCCUGCACCUUCGGCUACCAGCUGACUUCCAUAGUAGAUAACAGCGAUGACGCCGAUCUGCUGGAGGCGCUCAUCCGCAAGAAUGCCGAGGUUCACAAGAAACACUUGGGUGUCACGCCGAUGCACUUCCGCAUCAUGGGCAAAACCGUGGUGGACGUUCUGCAGGCCAAGAACGGCAAGCUGAUGACGCCUGGCACUGUCUUGGCGUGGGAAAAGCUGUUCAAUUUUAUCGCCACCAUUACGACCACCGUUCUUGACCCUUCAAAGGCGGAUUCCAACCCCAGCACGCCUUCAAAGAAACUCAGGAUGCAAAGAUCAGUGUCACGCACCACAGUAUCUUCUGUGAAAAGAUCCAAAUCGAAAGCCUAAAUCGGACAGAGUACGAGCACUGCCACCGCACCCUAUCAACGCAAGUCACAUUUACCUCCCGCAGCAGCGGUUGUGCCGUACAGCCUGCCUUCGGAAGCCUGCGCAUCCAUCAAGAGGCCAAACAUAUCACGUACGAGGCAAGGCGUCCAGCAGUUCAAGAGCUCGGUCAAAAAACAGCCCAAGGUAGUCAGGGAACAACCCCUCAGUGACAGUUAGGUAAACUGACAACCGACAAUUUUCUCAAUAUCGAAUGUGUGUGAACUAUACUAAUACCAUGAAGUGCAUUUAAAUACCUUGAUUUGCUUUGCACGUUUAUGCUUUGAUUGUAUUGCCUGGUGGGGAUAAUAAAAUGUUCCGAGUAAGGGCAUGCAA
Molecule: messenger RNA, 1000 nt
Organism: Dermacentor albipictus
Lineage: Eukaryota; Metazoa; Arthropoda; Arachnida; Ixodida; Ixodidae
Product: hemoglobin subunit alpha-D-like
Molecular function (GO): oxygen binding; heme binding
Source: RefSeq, a predicted model, not a curated record